Molecule: messenger RNA, 702 nt
Organism: Helicoverpa zea (corn earworm)
Lineage: Eukaryota; Metazoa; Arthropoda; Insecta; Lepidoptera; Noctuidae
Gene: CPR32
Product: endocuticle structural glycoprotein SgAbd-2-like
Exons: 4
Coding region: 67-537 (156 amino acids)
Cellular component (GO): chitin-based extracellular matrix
Molecular function (GO): structural constituent of chitin-based larval cuticle
Source: RefSeq, a predicted model, not a curated record
CCAGCCUCACACAUCCACCGCAGAUCAUCACCUGCACAUCCACCCACAUAUUAUAAAAACAAAAAAAUGAAAUCGUUCGUAGUUCUAUCAGUCCUCGUGGCAGCUGCGUGCGCUGCCCCUCAAUACCAGCAACAGUACCAGCAACAACAGCAGUACUCUCAAGGCCAAAUCAUUCCCAUCCUCAAGCAAACGCAAGAGGUCAACUUUGAUGGCUCCUACCAGUACAGCUACGAGACUGGCAAUGGAAUCGCUGCUCAGGAACAGGGAUACUUGAAGAACGCCGGAGUUAAGGACGCCGAGGCUCAGGUUGCCCAGGGCUCCUUCACCUACACAUCACCCGAGGGCAUCCCAAUCUCUCUGUCUUACACCGCUGACGAGAACGGAUUCCAGCCCCAGGGCGCUCACCUCCCCACCCCUCCCCCAAUCCCAGAGGCCAUCCUCCGCGCUCUCCAGUACAUCGAAUCCCAGCCCAAGCAGCCCCAGCAGAACUACCAGCAACAGCAGGUGUACCAACAGCAGCAACCCUUCCGCGGUUAAGUGAACCAACAUCACCACUCGAACGAUACUCAUCGCACGACUGUACCUAUUCACCAUGUAGUUAAGAUGUACGCCUAGAAUAAGUAUCUAUAACGAUUGUUACUGUGAUUUAUUAUAUUUUAUAAGAAUGAAUAAGACCGAUUAAGUAAAAAGUACAUUUUAUAA